UUUGCCAAAAAAAGACUAAUUAAAUGUUAUGUCACCUGAACUCUGCAUUACAGCAGGAAGAGGCAGAGCUGUACAAAUGUAUAGACUAUACAAAGACACUUCCAGUAGAUUUCAGGCACAUCAAAAUGUCUUCAAUUGGAUUUCACUCAGCAGUGGAGUUUAUUAACAAGCACAGAUCAAGAUCAACCUCACCUGCUGUGUCUAUUCCUGACCAGAAACACAAUGAGGAGGGGGAGAUCAGACCUGAGACUCAUGAAGAGGAUACUAGUGGCAAUAAUACCAGCAGGAAAAGAGAUACUUUUACCAAGUUCCAUGCAUCAAAGAAGAGGAGACUGUCACAAACUCAGUUAGAUUUGAAGAAACACAAAGAUCGCAUACAGAAGGUAAAAUCUCAGAACCUUCUACUUGAUACUGAGAAACAUAAGCUACAAAUGGUGGUGCCUGAACUUGAAUGUCUAGGGAGAUGUGAUGAAUUAGAGUCAAUUGAACUUUCAAGCUUUCAUGAACUAACCAAUGACAUCGUACAAGACGUUUGCAGCUCAGCACUUCGAGUAUAUUACGACUCAAAAUCUUUGAGGGACAACAAAACUGUAUCUGACUACAUUGAGAAGGUGUUCUCUAGUGUACCCAGACAUGUUUUUGAUUUGCUAGACAAACAAUCAAAAGAAAAGAAAGAUAAAGCUCAUGUGCUGAAAUGUACAGUUCUUAGAGCUAAUAAUUUGCCAGCUAAACAAUACACUGGUACAGGUGAUGUUUAUUGCAUAGCUGGAGUUGUAGAGAAAAAGAAUAUUAACUCGAGAGCUAGCAUCAGAAAAUUGAAAGAGGAAGGAUUGGUCAAUCAAACUUGGCAGUCAACAGUAAAGUUGAAGACACUUGAUCCUGAUUGGAAGGAGUCAUUUGAAAUAUCUAUUACUGAUUCACAUCAUCACUAUCUUGUUAUAGAACUAUGGGACUGUCAAAAAGAUCAGGAAGGAUUGGCAAAGUUUUUUCAUAAAGAAGAUCAUUUUAUUGGUCGUUGUACUUACUUGCUACAUGACAUCCCUGCAAAUGGAGAGGAAAAAACACUUGAGCUGAUGUCUAAACGUUUGAGUGGAACUGUCACAAUCUUUUUAAAAAUAAUAGGAAAGACAGGUGACAAAGACUCACAGGAAAUGUAUUUGACACACAAGCAGUUACUGGAGUGCAUCAUUAGCAGUGAAAGUAAAACUGAUGAAGGUCAUGUAGCUCACUGGAAUUGUCAGCUACCUCCAGAAGCCGAAAAACUAUUAGUUCAACAUGGCUUACUCCAUCACAUUCCUCCACUUCAACAUGCAGCAAUUCGACUUAACAUUUUAUGGAAAUAUCACAGAGUGUACAGAAUUGAAGUGAAUGCACUGAAUGAGUUAUUACGAAUGAUACGUGAUCAUGAAUCAGGUGUGCAUCACAGUAAUGAAUCAAGACUGUUUUGGAUACAUCAGCUCUUAAAAGAUCUUGAAGAGAUUAGAAAUCACAUUAUCAAUAUCAUGAAGUCACAUCUUUUGUUUUUCAACAAUUUCAGAACAUUCAAGAGUAUUUCUCUCCUGAAGGAUUACCUACUACUAUUGCAUAGCCUGUAUCAGAUCAAGUUAAUCAAGGUUCAUUUGCCAAAGGAGGAACAUGACUUGAAAGAUGUCCUUACCAAUGCUAUUCAGAUGGCAGUUCCACACUGGAUGAUUCUGUUUACAGCUAACAAGAAACACAACCAUACCUCCUUGGAAAGUUCUCUAACUGAUCUUAAAGAGAUUUGUGCUCAUUGUUUGAGGCAGUGCGAAAGAGCUUUUGAAACAGUUCAUCCAAUCUUUAAUGGAAUUGGUGUUGAUUAUUUCUCGCCUUUUUACUUCAGUUUGCAAAAAAUUCUCUCAGGGGAUGCAGAGAGUCGUCUAAAAGAGAAUGUAUCUAGUGACACUGGUUUGUUGACUUACGUGAUAUACAGGACACUGCAAAGAAUAGUAAAUUAUUCUGACCAAGUGAACCCAGUGUUUCUAAAGAAGCAGAAGUCUUCCCUCUCCAUUACAAAGUUCCAUGACUGGUUUGAAGGGUAUGUUAGUGGAUGGUUUCAUGCAGCAAGAGUUAGUCUGAAGGGAAGGAUGGAUAGGAUCAUUCAACUAGACACUGUUGUUGAAACCAUUGACAAAGCACCUUUCUCAUCUUCUGCUGUUGAUACUCAUGCAAUAUUCCUACAGAUUGUGUCCUAUUGGAAGGAGUUCAAUUGGCCUGACAGAGGCCAGUCUUUGGCUUGUUUAAUUACUGUUGUAGAGAGUCUUUGUGAAUUAAUAACUUACUAUACUCAGAGAAUCAUCUCAAAAGUGAAAGAGAAAUUGGACACUGGUACUUUCACAGACCAUGAUGGAGGCAUCAUAAUCACUAACCAGCUUUGUGUUGCUCUUAACAAUGUUCAUCACGUCAGCUUUGUGCUUAAGAGUGUUAGAGAUGAGCUAGACCUUGAGAGGUAUUACAAGUGGCUGGAUGAAGAGAAGCAACAAGAUGGUCUGCCACUCAGCGAAAGAGCAGACAACAUGAUAACUGACCUGCUGAAAGUUGCCAUAGAAGAAAUGUGGAAUAACAUUGACCAUAUCAUAAUAUUACUUAAAACCAAGCUGUCACCUUCAGUAACUGGAUUUAUACCAAAGAUAUUAAGAGCACCUCUUAAUGCUGAUCCUGAUCAAGUCAUUGAGCCACUCAUUGAAUACAUUACUGACAGUGUAGGUAAACUAGGGGAGCUACUUCUAGCACCAAUGUUCCUAGAUAUACUCCAUCAUUUGUGGAUCAAUAUUGUCGAGUCUCUUUUUCAUUCUUAUGAUAAGAUACAGCACACUUCAGAAACCCGGCCACUCCAUAUUCGCCUCAGUUUUGUCCUGAUUCAUCUUUCUGAUUUCUUUGAAGCUGAUGGAAAAGGCUUGAACAAAAGGAUAAUAGAGUCUGAACAAUAUUUGGCUCUUAAAAACAGCUUGUUUUAUGCUGUUCAAUCAACUGAAGAUAUCAUCAAGACGUUUUGUUCUGAUUUGGUGAGACAGCAGAUUUCCUCUAAAAACGAGUUUGGACAUCUCCACAUAAGUCACAUUUAUCAUCAAACUGAGGGAGUUCUGUCAGUUGAAAUUUUAAUGGCAGAAAAUUUACCAGCUCUGGACAGAAAUGGAAAGAGUGAUCCUUUUGUCCAAGUAUUGCUGCUUCCUCCAUUUGUUUUCUCAGAAGCAAAUAAAAGAAUUCAUAAAACUGAGACACAGAAGGAAACACUUAACCCUUUCUUCAAUGAGACAAUUAACUUGACCACAAACCUUGGAAGUCUCUUAAAAGAUGGCUCAAUACUUGUUCUUGCUGUUUUUGAUCAUGAUACUUUUGGUAGAAAUGAUUUUGCUGGUCUCUGUGCCCUCUCCUGUGAGACAAUACCAGUAGAUCACAAAGGAAUAGAGCCAAAAAUGGAGCACCUGUACCUGUUUCACUAUGAGAAGACAGAGGCAUACAAGGAGCUUGAACUGAGACACAAUGCUGACUCAUUGGCUCAUGAUUUCCUUAAACUCAUGAAGAAGUUUGCAUAUGAUGGACAGACACACACAGGGCAUCCUUUCCAUAGACUACUGCACAUACACUAACACUAGUUACUGCGUGGACCCCAUCAUGUAUUGAUACUAUUGAUACUAUUAAACUGCUUAAGCUGUUUGAAUGCUGGAUCUUUGAACAUUA
This is a messenger RNA of Amphimedon queenslandica, 3699 nucleotides long. Its product is annotated as protein unc-13 homolog D-like. Lineage: Eukaryota; Metazoa; Porifera; Demospongiae; Haplosclerida; Niphatidae. The transcript has 31 exons. Gene Ontology annotation, cellular component: secretory vesicle. Bases 24 to 3608 code for a protein of 1194 amino acids. The record is from RefSeq and is a predicted model, not a curated record.